This is a messenger RNA of Durusdinium trenchii, 2160 nucleotides long. Lineage: Eukaryota; Dinophyceae; Suessiales; Symbiodiniaceae. The record is from the annotation of a GenBank genome assembly.
AUGAAGGAGAACGGGCUGCAGUUCAAUGCAUAUCAAUGCUCAGCAGCCAUGACGAGCUACAAGAAUGCAUCAAUGUGGCCCAGAGCUUUGUCUUUGUUCCUCUCCAGCAUCCACAACAGCCUGGACUCUCCUACGAUGCAGAACGUUGCAUUGGGAUCAUGGGCCAGUGGAAGUCGCUGGAAGGAGGCAUUGGACCUUCUGCAGCAGACCCCUCCAUCGCGCAGACAGCUAUUCGCUUGCAGUGCAGCUUUGAGCGCCUGUGGAAAGUCAACAGCUUGGCAGGCCGCACUGACCCUCAUGAAAGAGAUGUUAGCAGAGGAGGUACAUGCUGACGUCGUUUGCUACAACACCCUCAUCAGUGCCUGUGGCAAAGGUGGGCAAUGGACUUUGGCGCUGGAAGUCCUGCAGGAAAUGAAGCGAAAGAUGCGUCCCAGCAAUGCCAGCUAUUCUGCUACCAUCAGCGCUUGUGAGAAGGCCUUCCGGUGGCGUGAGGCGUUGGCACUCUUGGAAGAAGCACACGCGGUGAGGCCACAACUGAGCUGCUUCAAUGCUGCCAUCAGCGCUUGUGAGAAGUGCCACAAGUGGCAGAUGGCCUUGAACAUCUUCCAGGAGAUUUCCCAAAGGCGGCAAUCUCCAGACAGGAUCAGUUUCAAUGCUUGCAUCAGCGCCUGUGCUGGGGAAUCCAUUUGGACCAUUGCCUUACAUUUAUUGCAGCAAAUGCCCCGCUGUCAACUCACAGCUGGUGCCAUUACGCGCAGUGCCGUGAUCACUGCUUGUGAAAAAGCAUUGCAGUGGCAAGUUGUGCUUAAGAUCCUCGACCAGCCUGGAUUUGGAAGGGGAAGCGCUACGGAGCUGCACCAAGCCAUGUGGUACCUUUCAAAGCAGGCACCUUCCUCGCAGACGCAGCUGAAGGCCCUCCAAGGGGCCAGAGAAGCCACUGGUUUGGUGGACGAGUUCAAAGUGAAACAGUUGGUGAGCUUGCUAAGAUCCUUUGCAUCCAUGUUGGUUACUGACAGGGACUUGUUCCACAAAGCUGCAGCUUCGCUUGAGCUGAAGAUUGAGGGCAGCCUGCAGACGCAGGAGCUGGCCAAUGUGGCCUGGGCCUUUGCAGUUUCAUCGUCCUUGUCAUCAGGCUCGAUCUUUGACUCCGUGGAGCGGACGCUAACUGUGCGUGGUGAGGCACUUCUGGCCGACCAUGCCAGCAUUUGCACCGAUCCAAUGGCAAGAGACUAUGCGGAAGGAAUGCUCGGUGUCGUAUGGUCCUUGAACUACGCAGGAGUCUUGUCCCAACGAUUUCUGGACUUCGCGCAUCAAACCUUGUAUCAGCUGACCGAGCUCGAGGGAUGCUUUGCAAUGGAGCCAGUCAGGAGCUCCAGCAUCAAUGCGGGCCUUCCUCUCUUGCUGGAGACUGGGGAUGUCGCAGUCUUGCAGAAGCCAGCAGGGUGGCAGGUGGAUGAUGGGCAUCAGAAUACAGCUGAAGAUGUGUCCUUAUUGUCUACACUGGUACGGAGUAUGACAUCUUUGCGCCGCUUCCAUCUCCUGAGCGACUCUGCAUUCAGCCACGGCUUUCUGCACCGGCUAGAUGUGCCAACAUCAGGCCUCAUCCUCGUGGCCAAGACACACCGGGCCUUCUACGAUAUGCGCCUUCAAUUAGCCAGUGGCUUGUUGAAGCGAGACUACACCGUGCUCUGUCACGGUUUCAUUCCUGAAAAGCGUGAUGAAGUCCGGUCACCAGUGCAUUGGUGGUCUGACGGUCGCAGCACCAGCAGCUCUGUCGGACAGUUUGGCCGGCCCUCCAUCACAAUAUACUACAACUGCUCUCACUACCUCGGAGAGAAUGAUUCGCUGUGCCUGGUGUCCAUCCGCAUUCUCACAGGUAGAAAACAUCAGAUUCGUGUGCACUCCGCACAUAUUGGCCAUCCUGUGGUUUGUGACGAGAGAUAUUCUGCAGAGAAAACAUAUCGAUCAGAUAUGCAUUGGUGUCCAAGAAGCUUUUUGCACCGUUCUAGCCUUCAAUUUCGGGCCGAAGGCAGAAUUGUGACAGUUUCGUCAUGUGUCCCAAAUGAUUUGGCCAGAGCGCUUCGAUCCUGUAGACCCAUUGUGCGGUCGGAAAGCUGCGUGUUGCGGAAGUUGCCAUUGACCAUGCGUGUUUGCUACUAG